GAUUUCCUAUUUGGAGAUACAUAUUUUCCAUUUGGAAACUUGACAACAUAAAAAAUAUUUCGUUUUCCUAAAAUCUUAUUUGGAAAACAAAGAAAACUAUAAUUAACUUAGGGUGUCAAACUUGGGAUGAAGACAAAUAAAAUUAAAUGUUGUAUAGCUAUAAUCAGUAUGAUACACAACAUUUCAUGAAAAUGGAACCCCAUAAUUCGUAUCAUUUCUUGGGGUCUGAGGCAAUGACCUUUUUAAAUGUACAUUAAGCAUGCCUCUGCGUACAUAACUUCAAACUUAUUUGAUUAAACAAAUGUUGUUUUACACCCAAAAAAAUGUAGUUUUCAUUUCAACCUUCGCAUCAUUGCUUCAAACUUUUCAUGUAGAAGCGGUUCUGGCUACAAUCGACCAAUCUUGAAAUGAGCCAAAUUUAGAACUAUUGCUUGUAUUUUUUUUUCCAACUUUAGUUAUUGCUUGUAUUUUGACUUAAGAUGACACAACCUUUUGUUUCUGUAACAACAUAUGAUAUCAAAUACGAUACUUAAAUAAAACACUAGAAGCUUCAUAAUUUAUUUAUACAUUGCACGAAGUGUGCAACUUUAUGAUUUCACUCCUGGAAUCAAACUCAUAUUCUUAGUAACUUAUAUAUAAUUAUAUGACUUGAAACAUAACUAAAUAAAGAAAGAACCUGUUUGCCGAAGAAAAAAACGAAAGCAAGAUGUUGUUCAUUUCACUCUUCAGAUUCGUAAUGAACUGGACAUGGGAUAAAUUAAGAAAACAAGUAAACUAGUAUUAUCGUUUUAAAGCUAUCAUUAAAUUUCAUUAAAUACCUUCACAUGGGAAAUAACUGAUGCUGAGGUAUUAUAUUUCAUGGAAGGUCAAUGAUCGUAUUUGACAUUUUGUUCUCUAAUUAUUUUUGAAGAAAACUUGUUGUUGUUGUUAACAAAGCCCUAUUUGAACAUACUUAUAAACGUUACAUUAUAACUAGAUCAUUAGAUUUUGUGCUUGUUUCAUAUACUUUAGCUAUUUACAUCACAUAGAAUACGAGAAACGACUACAUGUAAGAUUCAUAACUAACAGUCCUAUAAAGAAAGCUUUUAUAAUGCUACAGUUCUUAAACCUUUUUCUUCCUAAAACAACAUGUCCGUUGGAAAAAAAAAACAUUUUCCAGCUUUUAUCCUUUUGUAAUUGUGAAGCAAAUUAAAAAUGAAAAUAGGGAUGUUUCUUACUUUCUUCUACAAAUCAACCCAUUUUGGGCUUCUAAAUGAAACCCUUUGCCAUUAUUGCCAUUAACAUUUUUUGCCUAUAAAUCAUUUUAAAUUAUUUUCAUUAUCAUCUUAACUAUGAAGCAUUAAAUACAUGAGAUUCUUAAGUUAUUAACAGCUAUAUAUCCGCGUUUUCUCUUUGAGGUCUGUUGUAUUUUAGUUAUUGGCUUCUUGUAUUAAAUACGAGUAUUAGUUACAUGUUAGGUCAAAUUUUGUUAAUGGGUUAUACAAGUAGAGAGUAUCAUUAGCUGGUGGACAUACAACUAAAACAAAAUGAUUUUAAGCAAAUGUUCAAAAAUUUAAAACAAAAUAUAAGUAAGAAGUGAAAUAAUAUCGAUCUGAAAAUAUGGUUUGUGUAAAUGAUAUUUACCUAAAUUAUCAAACUAUCCUGCUCUAGAUUUGAUUUUUUUUCAAAAAAUAUUUUAAAGUAUUAACAUAAUAAAAAUUUAUACAUAAAAUUUUACCGCCUAUUAUUUUCAUAUUCACUUAACCGUUUUCAAAUGAAUCAAAUCUACUAAAGAUUAUUAUUUAAACAAUUUAGUAUACUUUAAUCACUUUACUUUUCAUAAAACAUCUUUAAAUGCUUUUCCUAUUUUAUAACCUUCGUUCGUAAUUUUAUGUAUUUUCUUAAAUUAUGAAGUUUAUCAUUAUACAAACAGUUUUUAUAUUACAUAGUUCUAUCUUUACCAAUCAAAUUAAUUUUUGUUUUGAAACAUUUCAUACUCAUCCCCUCAACAUUUAAACAAUAAAUGGUUUGCUGCGCUUGCUUAAAUGCAGAGAUAUAUUGACAUUGUUUAAUGAAUUACCUUCUGUUUCAUAUAGUUGUCUGGUCUCUACUCUACUUUACUAUUUUCCCCAAUUCCAGUUAAUAAUAAACUAAUUACUAAAUAAACAAUGUCAUUUUCUCUGUCCCCAACAUAAAAUUACUUUAUUCAACGAAAAUUUAUUAUUUGUCAUAAUAAGCUCUUCUUCGUCCUUAUAUAAAUAUACACAUUAUUUUAAGAAGCCUUCAACUCUUAAUCCCCCCCCUCUCACCUAGAACAACACAAAGAAAAAAAAUCCUCUCGACAAGUUCGAAGUUUGAAAAAUGAGAAACAAGAACGGCAAAAGAGCCAGAGUGGAGCCAUUGGGGAGAACGGCAGAGUCGGUGGUUGCUAAUAAAAGGUUUGGAGGAGGAUCGCCUCCGAGCAGCACAUUAUCAUCGGCUAGCUCGUGCCUAUCGACCACGGAGGAAAUGAAGGAAGAGGUUGCCUCGUCGUGGAUUGAGGAACCGCCUGUAAUGGUGGUGGUGGGAUGUCGUAGAUGUUUUAUGUAUGUUUUGGUCUCACUAGCAAGGAUUUGUUGCCCUAAGUGCAAAUGCAAUGAUUUGAUCAUGUUUUAGAGAAUUUGUUAUGAGUUAUGAUUUUGAUUUGGAUUUGAAAUAUUGGGAAUUUCUCUAUGCAUGGUGAAUAUGUAAAGUCUUAUAUAUAAGAAUCAAAUCAAGUAUCACCCUUUUUCUUAAGCUAUAUAUGUUUGACAGAAAUCGUUUCUGUUUAUAUCGUCCUGGUUCGUCUUUGUGAGAAGUGUGGAGCUCGACUAAGCUGAAAAUGUCAAUUGGGUUUCCUGAAGAAAACAGAAGCAUGAUUGGACCUUGGUGAAUUAAUGAGCAGGCCCGGGGCGUUAGAGUUUUGUUUGUGGGUGCGUCGCAGGAGAUUAGAACCCGCGUAACAAACUCUAACGGUGAUCGUCUUCUCUUUAUAAACCUGAAACAGAGAGAGAUCACCAUUCUUGUAACUCGAAAGAGAUAAGCUUUUGUAAACACUAAGAGAGA
This is a messenger RNA of Brassica napus (rape), 3063 nucleotides long. Its product is annotated as protein GL2-INTERACTING REPRESSOR 2. NCBI's taxonomy places the organism in Eukaryota, Viridiplantae, Streptophyta, Magnoliopsida, Brassicales, Brassicaceae. The transcript has a single exon. The record is from RefSeq and is a predicted model, not a curated record. The coding region runs from base 2341 to 2634 and encodes 97 amino acids.